Messenger RNA from Danio rerio (zebrafish), 4774 nucleotides. Lineage: Eukaryota; Metazoa; Chordata; Actinopteri; Cypriniformes; Danionidae. The record is from RefSeq and is a predicted model, not a curated record.
GUGAACUGUAGUGACCCUCCUCUUGAGCACAGCAGCGGGUGUUUGUGCCGGAGGAGGCGGGCAGGAUCUCGGCAGAUCUCAUUCUCCUUCUGCCGGUGUUUUCUACGGGUGUGUGUGUGUUGGUAUAAGCACGAUAUCUUUCAUAUCUAAUGUGAGGGAUCGAUUUAGUCUCUUUUAAUCGCGUUUUCUGGCUGUCUAAUGGAGUGACCGCAGAUGCGCGGAUCUGGAACCCGUUAUCCCGGACAGAGACACGCUUUGUUCAGCCGGUAAAGAAAAACAAUCACGUCUACAAGCAAAAUGAACGAGCCGGAGAAAGAGAACAAAUCUGAUGAAGACUCGGAGUCUCUGGAGGAAGAAGAGGUCGACCCGAGGAUUCAGGGAGAGCUGGAGAAACUGAACCAGUCCACGGAUAACAUCAACCAAUGGGAGACAGAACUGGAGGACUCCCGGCAGAAGUUUCGUGCUGUGCUGGUGGAGGCAACGGUCAAGCUGGACGAGCAGGUGAAGAAGAUCGGCAAAGCUGUGGAAGAAUCAAAACCAUACUGGGAGGCCAGAAGAGCAGCGCGACAGGCUCAGGUUGAAGCUCAGAAAGCCACACAGGAGUAUCAGCGGGCCAUUGAGAUCCUGCGGGCAGCGAAAGAGACCAUUGCUUUAGCAGAGGAGCGUCUGCUGGAGGAGGACAGCCGGCAGUUUGACUCGGCCUGGCAGGAGAUGCUCAACCACGCCACACAGAGGGUGAUGGAGGCGGAGCAAAGCAGGACGCGCAGUGAAAUGGAGCACAGAGAAACUGCGGCCAAAUACAACGCCGCCAUCAGCCACAUGAGACAGCUGGAGAAAAAGCUGAAGCGCACCAUCAACAAAUCCAGGCCGUACUUUGAACUGAAGGCAAAGUAUUAUUUACAGCUUGAGCAACUGAAGCGUCGGGUUGACGAGCGUCAGGCUAAACUCACCCAGGCCAAAGCUGAAUACCGAAGCGCCCUGAGGAACCUGGAGACCAUCUCAGACGAGAUCCACGAGCGGCGCCGGCUGUCCGCCAUCGGGCCCCGGGGACGAGGGGUCGGGGCUGAAGAUGACGGGGCCACCAUUGAUGACAUCACCAACUUUAAAAUGGAGUCUGACGGCAUAUCCAUGAUGUCUGUGAAUCUGGAGGAUGGCUGUAAUGGCACCACCUCAGAGGAGGAUCCGGAGACUUCAGAGUCCAGCUGCAGUGUGAGCUCCACAUCUGUGCCUCUGGAUAUGCCCUGCCCGUACCCGUCCUCUGCAUCGCCGUACCCACUGUUGUCCUCCUCCUGCCCGUACCCGUCCUCCGGCUGUCCUGACAUGCUCCAGAUGCCCGGCUCCGGCUCUCUGGAGGGCUUCGAGCGCGUGUCUCCAGUGCUGGGCCCUCGCAGCGAGUGCAGCGGCGCUUCGUCUCCAGACUGCGAACAGGAGAGAGGUGAAAGGGCAGAAGGAGCAGAAGUCAAACCCGAACAAACAACCAACAACAGCAGUCAGAAAAGCUCAGACCUGGAGAAGAGUCUGCGCAGUUUAUCCCUGCAAGCCCCAGACGACAACCACAACGAGAACGAAACAGACGCUCGUUCAUUCACUGUGAGCUGCAACACGCCAGCAGUGCUGCUAAACAGUGUUUAAUACACACUCCACACGCUAGACUGAGUUGUGUUGUGAAGUGUGUGAAACUAUUUGAUCAUCUCAGUAUUACGGAGAAAAGCUCAUCAUCAUCUCAGACUGGAUUCAAAACCCAUGACAGUAUUGAAGACCAACCCAAGCUCAUUAUGGAUACGUACCCCUAUAUACAUUUCUGGAGAGCGCCAAAUACGUCCCAGGAGAUAUGUCCCAGUUUUUUUUUGUGCUGUUUUUGCGAAUCCACCAGAGGCCGCUGUGUACAUUGCCAUGCCAUUCAUGCCUGCUCUUCUCGCGUAAAUCCACCAGAGGCCGUUUUCAAUUGACUGACUGAUUGACCAACGAUCACCACAACCUUCCCCUUUUAUUAACCCAACCGAUAGUGUUUUCAAAAACACAGAUUGACCCAAUUACAAACCAAACCAACAGUGUUUUCAAAAGCAAUCCAGAGAAAGAAAACCCCUUGCGUCUGCCUGAUUUUUACCAUGUUUUCGGAUUUUACCACGUUUUCACCCUGUUAUUUACUUGUUUAAUUUAUUUUUUUGUCUCUUAUUUUACCUGCUUUCUAGAACCGUUCUUUGCCGGACUUGAACCCUGUCAUCGUGGUUGACUCCGCUCUGUGUCUCAAGUCCACCAAUGUACAUGGUAAGCCCCUGAGCAAACUGGUCACAGCGGAAGAGUCAUCCACACGGAGUAAAGCGCUCAGCUGGUAGCGCGAAAACAAACAGAAGCCAUCGCUGGCAUCAUACCGCCCUGUAGCCUUCGUAUUAAAGACGAAAUGCAGCCAUACGUACCUCUGGCUACUUAAUUCGCACUCUCCAGAAACGUAUACAGGUGUACAUAUUCACAAUGAGCAUGUGUUGCAACCUACCGACAGUUAUUAGACAUCAGCUAUGAAGUGGCGACCAUACUGAACUUUUUAGUCGUCACUGAGUGGAUGUUCUUCAUGUCUUCCUCAAAUAUGUGUGUCCUGAAAACAGUGCCAUACACUAAUAUUGGUAUCUUUGCUAAAUGUGAGGUAAGAAAGCUGUGAAAAAUGUCUUUAGUGUUUAACCUUUUUGAUAUUUUGCUCAAAUAAUGAACAUUUCAUUGGAAACAGACCAAAUCGCUUGAUUCUGAUUGGCUGAUGAGCAUUCUAAAGUGUGCCCCCUAUGCUCAGAUAAAGUAGUUCCGGCAGGUAAGCACAAUACAGCUCCAUAUCACUACGCUGAAUGAUUUCGCGGUCAAAAUCUCAUCAAAACACAACUCAAGGCUUUGGAGGAGAUGUGGAAGAACUAGUGCUGCACACAGGAGCAGUUUGAGGACACAAACCUGACUAAUGUCUCAAAUACAACAUCUGAACAGUGGCUUUAGGUGUUUAACCAUAUUAUAAGUGGAAUAAUUGACUGCGGUCCAUUGACCAAGAUAUUUUUUAAGUAUAUUUCCAUUGAUAUUUUGCAUUUUUACUACACCAGAGUGACGAGAAACCGAAAGCUGUCUAUGCUGUCCAAAUGCUCUACUCAGGGGACUGUUUGAGUGGCACAGCUGGAGAUCUGCAGAUGUUAGUUUGGUCUUCAAAACUACAAUCCAAUGCAACUAAUAUCACCACACCUAGUUUAAAAGGGUUUCAGUCAUAAUAAAGAAACACUUUCAUGCACUAAUAAAUUCAAGCACUCAAGUUUUAAAAGAUUUUUGGUUCAUUUUUUGAGCAAAACACCAAAAAUAUAGUCGAAUUGAUUUAUACCCUUGCAAAUUCUGGCUUUUAUUCAACCAGCAAGUUGUUGUUUUUUUGGACUGUACAUGACAUGAGCUUCCCGCAAAAUAUAAUAAGACAAUAAUAAAAUAUUUCUCAGCUUUUAUUUACAUUUGAACAAAAACUUUAAGUCAGAAUUUGCCCGGGAUACUAAUAAUUUCAGGCUUGACUGUAUAGUUUUUCACAGCAUCCAUUGUUCAUAUGUACCCAUGAUGCAUAUACAGCGAGGAAAACAAGUGUUGAACAUUUCAUGGUUUUCCCUGGGGAUAAUAUUUCUAAAGGAGCUGUUGACAUGGAAUUGAUUUCAGCUGCUGUCUGGGCGUUCCCUGCCUUUCUACACCUCCCUUUCUUCAUCUGUUCAACACUUUUUCCCUGCGUAAUUUCAUUUUAUUAUGCAUAACUUCAUUUGUGAAUUGAUUAGAUUUGUUUUCUUUGCAUAUAUAGAUUUCUGUGGUUGUUAUCCUCAUCUGGUAGAAAUUUCAAGUCAACACCACCUUGAGAAAUAUGUUUUCAGGGAAAAAUGGUGACGUGUUGAAUACUUAUUUUCCAGCUGUAUUAGUGGUUGUAUACAAAGUCUGUAUUUUCAGUCUUCUGCAUUGGCGUCUCACUAGCUGACUCCAAACCAACUCAAACUUGCACAUAUUGACUGUUUCAGCAUAAACUAUUAAAUGUGUCGUCAAUUUUCCUGAUGUGAAUGAAGCUUUCGGCUGAAAAUCAGCUAGUGGACGCCAGCACUUAUUUUUUUACUCAGUCGGCGUCCUGCGAUGAAGUUUGUCACGUCUUAGACUAUGUGUUUUUCACUCCACAGGUUAUUACGUAUUCAUAUUGAGGUAAAGUUGAUUUUUUAUUCACACAUUCAGACUUUCUCCUUAAUAAUAUCAUUUCAGAAAAGUAUUAUUUGCAAAUCAUAUUAGCAGCCAAUGACUAUCAAAGUACAGCAUCGAACACAAGUCAAUCAAAUAGUGUCCUGCUGGUCCUACAUCACCCAACCCCGCUCUAAGUUGGGAUCGAACCGGCUACCUUCCGCAUUGGAGUCGGUUGCUCUAACAAGAAGGCUAAAGACUAUGGCCUAUUGCAUUUGUUGCUAGAGCAUCCUUUAGAGGUCAGAGGAGUGAGGUUUACCUGCACAGCACUUCACUAGCUGGCCUCCGUUACACUAAUGUUGUUUUGAAGUUAUAUUUAAAUGAGAUUUCAGACCCAAUAUUAAAAUUAGCAUGGGAAACAAUAUAGGGAGUGUUAAAGGAAAGAAUGUGCGGAUAUAAAACCAACUUAACCUCAAUUUGUCAUGUAAAGAGGGACUCAAAGUGUAGUUCAAAGCUAUAUAUUUAUACUCAAUGUUGGUCGUGUUUUCAUGUCAUGAAUAUGUUUUCAUCGCACAAAAGUUCUUAUUUGUGUAAUAAACAGAUGCUCACAGCAUGA